CCUUCCCCCCCGAGGAGGCGCCGGGCGGCCAUAUUGCCGAGCUGUCUGCGGCGGCGGCGGUGGCGGCGCGUCUCCUCUCCGGCGGCUCAGGGCUCGCACCGCCGCCUCUCCGUUCGCUCGCUGCCAGCCGCGACGCCCCCGCCGAGCCGCGCCUCAGCCAGCCGACGGCGGGCAGGGAAGGAGCCGCUCAUUUUCGGGGCGAUAAUAGUUUAUAGAAGUGAAGAGUUCCUAAAGAAGGUAACAAACAAGAGAAGGAAAAUGCCGAAACCAAUCAAUGUACGAGUAACUACAAUGGAUGCUGAACUAGAAUUUGCCAUUCAGCCCAAUACAACUGGCAAACAACUUUUUGACCAGGUUGUAAAAACAGUUGGUUUACGUGAGGUCUGGUUUUUCGGGCUGCAGUAUGUAGACAGCAAAGGAUAUUCUACGUGGCUUAAACUGAAUAAAAAGGUGACACAGCAAGAUGUUAAAAAAGAAAAUCCUUUACAGUUCAAGUUUAGAGCUAAAUUCUUUCCUGAAGAUGUGUCUGAGGAAUUGAUUCAAGAAAUAACACAGAGACUUUUCUUCUUGCAAGUUAAAGAAGCCAUCUUAAAUGAUGAGAUAUAUUGCCCACCAGAAACUGCAGUUCUUUUGGCUUCGUAUGCUGUCCAAGCCAAGUAUGGAGAUUAUAAUAAAGAGAUUCACAAACCAGGAUACCUGGCUAAUGACAGACUCCUACCACAGCGUGUUUUGGAACAACACAAACUGACCAAAGAGCAGUGGGAGGAGCGGAUACAGAACUGGCACGAAGAGCACAGAGGGAUGCUGAGGGAGGAUUCGAUGAUGGAGUACCUGAAGAUUGCUCAAGAUCUAGAAAUGUAUGGUGUCAACUAUUUUGAAAUCAAGAAUAAGAAAGGCACUGAAUUGUGGCUGGGCGUUGAUGCUUUGGGUCUGAAUAUUUAUGAACAUGAUGACAAGUUAACACCUAAAAUUGGUUUUCCCUGGAGUGAAAUCCGAAAUAUUUCAUUUAAUGACAAAAAAUUUGUUAUAAAGCCAAUUGACAAAAAGGCACCUGAUUUUGUUUUCUAUGCUCCUCGUCUGAGAAUCAAUAAGCGGAUUUUGGCCUUAUGUAUGGGAAACCAUGAACUCUACAUGAGGAGGAGAAAGCCUGAUACUAUUGAAGUACAACAGAUGAAGGCUCAGGCCCGGGAGGAAAAGCACCAGAAGCAGUUGGAAAGGGCACAAUUAGAGAAUGAAAAGAAGAAAAGAGAAAUAGCAGAAAAAGAAAAGGAAAGAAUAGAGCGUGAGAAGGAAGAGCUAAUGGAGCGUCUAAGGCAAAUUGAAGAGCAGACAAUGAAAGCCCAAAAAGAACUAGAAGAACAGACUCGGAAAGCUCUGGAACUGGAGCAGGAGCGCCAACGAGCAAAAGAGGAGGCAGAGCGGCUAGAUAAGGAGCGACGGGCUGCGGAGGAGGCCAAGUCCGCCAUAGCCAAGCAAGCUGCUGACCAGAUGAAGAACCAGGAGCAGCUGGCAGCAGAACUUGCCGAAUUCACUGCCAAGAUUGCACUUUUAGAGGAAGCCAAGAAGAAAAAGGAAGAGGAAGCUACUGAGUGGCAACACAAAGCUUUUGCAGCUCAGGAAGACUUGGAAAAGACCAAAGAAGAGUUAAAAACGGUGAUGUCUGCGCCUCCUCCCCCUCCCCCUCCCCCAGUCGUUCCUCCCACAGAAAACGAGCAUGACGAGCAUGAUGAGAACAGUGCCGAGGCCAGUGCAGAGUUGUCCAGCGAGGGGGUGAUGAACCACCGGAGCGAGGAGGAGCGGGUGACGGAGACCCAGAAAAACGAACGUGUGAAGAAGCAGCUCCAGGCAUUAAGUUCAGAGUUAGCCCAAGCCAGAGAUGAAACCAAGAAAACACAGAAUGAUGUUCUUCAUGCUGAGAAUGUCAAAGCAGGCCGUGAUAAGUACAAGACUCUCCGACAGAUUCGACAAGGCAAUACAAAGCAGCGCAUCGAUGAGUUUGAAGCAAUGUGAGAGCUGUUCUUGUGAUACAUGUCCUUCAUAAGCUGAACCACCACCAGAGAAAUCAGGCCUUUGCAGAUGCGAUGGAAUGCAUCCCACCUUGCCAAAGCACUCAUACCAGUUGACUGUGCUCACUAGCAGGAUUCUGAGGGGCGCUCUUCAGCAUUAAGGCAGUGUGCUGUCAUGUUUGGUCAUUUUUCUUUUGGCCAGGGAAUGGAUAAUGCUAUUCUGUCACCUCUUUGUACAUGUUUCAUUUUUUUGUUUCUGUUUCAUUUUUUUUUUCAGUUGAAUAUUGACACUAAUGACAUUGUCUGAUAAAUGUGUAUGUGUGCUUUGAGCACUGUGUACAUGUUAGGAUAAUAGUGGACAUUUCAAUGCAUGUUUAGUUAAUGAACUCAUUUUUAUUUGCCCUUUCCAUGUUUGGCCUACAUACAUUUCCAUGUUCACACUCAUGUUUUUUCAGUAUGGCCUUCUCAUGCCCUGUCAUGGCAGAGCCAUGAUUCUGAUGUCAUACAGAUCACUUACUGGAGGUAUUUAAAAUGAGGUGUUGGAGUAACCAGACCCAGGUAGAUGAGACAGCGGCCCUUGUGUAGAAGACUGUAUCACGAGGCGAUGAGAACGUUGAACAGCACGGUAUGCAGAGGUGGUUAAUUAUUGUAGAAAUCCCUUCAUCACGUUAUUGGGCGUUGGCUUUCCAUUUACUCAAGUACAGUUGUCAUGCCUGCUCGAGUGAUUGGUGGAUCAUGUCCUGUAAUCCUUGGGUGGCUUUACUUGCCUGCCACCUCAGAGAUGGACCCAGCAGGCAGCACUCCUAGGAGAAUUAUUGAUGAAACACUGUCUGCGAGUAAGUGGUCUCUGAAAAAAAUUCAAGGUUUGUUCUUAGGGUGAUUUAGAAACACAUGUCUAAUAGAAGAUACUGUUGAUGAUAACUGAUUUUAAUUGUUAAAAAACAAACAAACCUGGGCCUUUCUGCAAGGGCAGCAGAUGAUAGCAUCAGUUCCAAGAAAGUAAUGCUACCUCACUCUAUACCUGUGGUGACUGUUCACACACAGUGUGUGUGUACGCUGCGUGUCUGUCAUCUGUAGACAGUCUCAAUCAUGUCCUUCAUUGAAUAUACUUUGAAAUUCCAGUGCUAAUGUUUUAACUGCCUUUUUGUUGACUCGUGGGGCUCUGAUGUGUGUUCAGAUUGUAUGCUCUCACUGGUAUGCUGUUUCCUGAGGGGUGGUCUGUGUCUGAGGAAGUGGAGUGGCCCUUUAUGAGAAAGACCUCGCCUUUGCAGCAUGGGAAGGAUUCUCAUCCUUUAUUUUUGGUGGGAUAGGUACAUCAUUUUAGUGUAUUUGGUUUCUAAAUCACUGCUUAUUUUAUUUGCAGUCUCUAAAAACAAAUCUAUUUCAAUUAUGUCUUAUUGAAGUCUUUCCAGCUAGAAAGAUGCUCUUAUAUUCUUAGAUCAUGAAGCACCUGAGUUUGAAGAUACAGAAAGCCUUGUUUUCUCUGUGUGGUUCAGCUACGUUCCAUUUGGUAUUAUGCACUCAAACUUACAUUUAUCUAUUACAAUUGCCAUUUUAUUAAGCAGUUUUCAUGCACAGUAGAUUCAACUUGUGUCUGAUUUUGCUGACUUUAAAAGGAAUAAUUUGGGCAGAUAUUAUGAAAAGGAAAGGCCUUGCUUAAUAUAUUUUUUGGACUCUGUAGGACAAAAGACAACUGGUUAACCUUGAAGUGCCUGUUGUACAGUGGUUGUGCACAUGCUCAACAUCAUUUUUGAGGGAAUGUCCCUGCUUUCCAUACAUGAGAGGGAGAGGUGGUAGGUCUUACUGCUCUACUUUGAAACGUGAGCAUUCACUUUCCCAAAGCGCUAGAGCAAUAGUCCUUAUUGCUGGAAGAAUUGACUGCCUAUGGAUUUUCCCCUAUCUGCAUUGUGUACGUUAUCAUUGCUACACCAGUUGUUACAGUGUUGAGAGGCUACCAGUUAUAUUUGCUGUUAAUAGUCUAUUUGUAGAUUAGUAUUAAAAUGGGUUUAAUCCAUUUUUAAAGCUGUAUGGAUUUUUCUAAAGGAACAGCCAUUUGCAAUAUGGGUUUUCAUAGAGAUUAAACCAAUUAUAACGUUUAUCAUUAGCAGUUGAGAGCACAUGUUCAUAUAGCAAUGUAAAAACACACUAAUGAGUAUUUGGUAAUUUCCCAUUAGCAUAAUUUCAUGUUGUACAAGUAAAUUACAAUUACAUCUCUAAUUUUGGAUAAUAUUCAUUGGUUAACAAUAAAGUGACAAAAGCUCA
Peromyscus eremicus (cactus mouse) is the source of this 4268-nucleotide messenger RNA. RefSeq names its product radixin (gene Rdx). Lineage: Eukaryota; Metazoa; Chordata; Mammalia; Rodentia; Cricetidae. The coding region runs from base 259 to 2010 and encodes 583 amino acids. The record is from RefSeq and is a predicted model, not a curated record. Gene Ontology annotation, molecular function: actin binding; cell adhesion molecule binding. The transcript is spliced from 14 exons. Gene Ontology annotation, biological process: positive regulation of protein localization to early endosome; regulation of organelle assembly; positive regulation of early endosome to late endosome transport. Gene Ontology annotation, cellular component: adherens junction; filopodium; apical part of cell.